Molecule: messenger RNA, 1907 nt
Organism: Dermatophagoides pteronyssinus (European house dust mite)
Lineage: Eukaryota; Metazoa; Arthropoda; Arachnida; Sarcoptiformes; Pyroglyphidae
Molecular function (GO): protein binding
Source: RefSeq, a predicted model, not a curated record
AUUACAGUUUUUGAUAUUUAUUUUUGUUGUGUGUUUCUUUUGAUCUGUCUAAUUUCACAUUCAUCAAUUUCGAGCCACUAAAAAAACCAUUUUUUUCAAAAUGAUGAAUAAUCAUUCAUUACAGAUGAUUUUAUUGUCAAUAUUAUUGAUUAUAACAUUUAAUUCAUCAUGUCAUCAAUCCAGUAAUGUUAAUGCAUAUCAAACAUUUGAAUUGAUUGAUUAUUGUCAACGUUUUGAUUCGAAUGUUAAAUUUUCGAAUAAUAAUGAAAAACAUUUUGAUGAUGAUAAUGAUGAUGAUAUAUCAUCCGGUAUGGUUAUUGAACCACCACCAUCAUCAUCAAAUGUUGAAUCGAAAUCAUCAUCCACUGUUAAUGAUUUAAACAAUUCAUUAAAAAUUGAUUCAAAUUAUGCAAGCAAAACAGUUAUUGUUGAUACUGGUUAUGAUACAUCAGCUGUACGAUUAAUUGUUAAUCCGGAAAAUGUAUUUCGUGCACGGCUUCGUUGUUCAAUAUUGGUUAUACCUAAAAAACCAAAUGGUUUAAUUGUAACAUUACGUAAACUUCAUGUACGACCGGGUACUGAUUGGUUAAGGAUAUCGAUUAAUAAUAGUUCAUUCACUCGGACAUUUUCACACAUACGUAUCAAUAGUGAACGUGAUUCAGUUGCCUAUGUAGCACAUCAUGGUGUUUUGAUUGAAUUUGCAACCCGUACCUAUUUACCAAAAGAAGAAAAAGUUGAAAUUGAAUUAAUUUUAACAUCAUUUCGUGAAGCAGAUUUAUGUGAUAUUGAUGAAGAAUUUGAUUGUGGUUCAUUUCGUUGUAUAUCGAAUCAUUAUGUUUGUGAUGGUUAUAAUAAUUGUGGUGAUAGUCGUGAUGAAACAAAUUGUCCAAUGGAUAAUAUUACCACUUAUUUGAUUGUCAGUACUACAUUAUUAUUGGCUUAUCGUAAUCAUCAUCAUAAACAAUAUCCAUAUUUACGUAUACGUACAAAUUCAACACCAGUUGCACCGGAAACAUUUACAAAUCAACAAUCAAGAAUUCGUUCACAAUCAAUACAAUCGGAAGCUGAUUUACCUGAUUCCGCAACAAAUAAUUCAUCAAAUUCAGCAUUUCGACGUUUUAAAUUGUCUGGUGAUUCGAUGCCAGUUUUGGUACCUACCGCACCAAACGCAUUUCAACCAACUGCAAAUAAUUAUGGAUCAUUAGGACAAACAUUUUUUCCACCAUCAUAUGUUAGUUAUCAACCAUAUACAAUUACAUUAACAACGGGAACAAAUCGUAUUGGUUUACGACCAUUACGACAAUUACGACGACAAAAUAGUUUAUUAAAUGAUGAUAUUAUACCGGAACAUCAUACAUUUCCAUUACCACCUCAACCAAAUUAUCCAAUAUUACAUCCACAAUUAUUUCAACCACCAGCAACAAUAACUUCUGCAUCAAAUCAUCCAAUAAAACCAUCAUCUCAAUCAACAACAACGGCAACAAAUAAUCAUCAUGAUGAUCCACCACCGCCACCUUAUUCACCACCCGGUUUAUUAUCAUCAACAUUACGUAAUAAAAAGGCUGAUAGUAUUGCUGUACAUAUUUCAAGUGAUCAAUUGAUUUCGAUUGGCGACAAAACCAUCACUAACAAUGAAAAUGGCUUGGAACCAAUUGCAUUAGUUUAUUUACGAUCAAUUGGAUCAAUGGAUUUCAUGGAUAAUCGUAAAACAGUAAAAACAUUAACCGAUUAUAUUCAUAAUAAUCUUCAAAUUGAACCAUCAAGAAUACGUAUAAUUUUACAAAAUUAUCAAACAGAUAUGGUUAGUGUUGAUGGUAAAUUGAUUUGUGAUCGAUUACAAUAAUAAAUUUUUAUUUAAGUUUUUUUUACAAUCAAUUUUUUGCUAAUAAAGAUAAUUAGAAAUCAUA